Messenger RNA from Trichomonas vaginalis G3, 1062 nucleotides. Its product is annotated as protein of unknown function (DUF383). The transcript has a single exon. NCBI's taxonomy places the organism in Eukaryota, Parabasalia, Trichomonadida, Trichomonadidae. The record is from RefSeq and is a predicted model, not a curated record. Bases 1 to 1062 code for a protein of 353 amino acids.
AUGGAUCAAGUAAUCACUCAACUUAGAGGAUAUCUCACAUCUAAUGACGAAAGAGUACUUGUCGAAGCUACGAAGCUUUGCCAAGGCCAAAAUAUUCCAGCUGUCAUUCCAGAACUUCUUAAAUUAACAUCACAUACAAACAUUGAAGUAUCUGCUAACGCUUUAAUUGCUCUCAUUGAUAUGACAUCAAAGUACAAUGAAGCAAUUCGUCAAAUUAUUUCCUUUGGCGGCGUUACUCGUCUUCUUGAAGCUUCAAUUGCUGCAAUUCCAUCAAAUGUCAACUAUCGUUUAAUGCUUUUGACAAACAUUACAACUGAACAUCAAGGUACUCUUGAUUUACUUGAUCUUAAAGACCCAGAAUUAAAAGGUCAAAGAUUAUUGAGAUUAGCAAUCCGCUUUGCUACUCCACCAGCUGAAUACGCAAUUCCACAGACAGAAAUGCUCAAAGGUCUUCCAAUUAAAGCGUCUACAACAAUCAAUGACGAAUAUGAAUACGCAGCUAUGGUUUUAAUGAACGCAACCCUCGUCAAAGAAGGUCGUGAGAUCUUUUAUGAGAAUCCUAAAUUCUUCAUGCCAUCAUUCCUCGAAUCUAUGUCAUCAAAUAACCCAAUCCGUAAGCAAGGCAUCAUUGGCGUUAUCAGGAAUCUUUGUUUCGAUAAUACCCGCCAUCAAUUCCUCCUCGAAGAGGCAAACAUUCUCAAACAUAUCAUCAGACCACUCGUUCCACCAUCAAUUGAAGAUAAUAUCACAGCAUUCGAAAUGUUACAACAAGCGUUCCCUGGCGUUUCAUUCCCAGGCUUAGAACAAGUUACAGAAAAUAGACGCAAUCUCCUUGAAACACUGAUGCUUCUUACACAGUCAGAAGUUGGUAAACAACAUCUGAUUCAGCACCACGUCGUAUUCGUGAUGAGAGAAGUCCAAGCUCAAGAAAAAGAUGAAAGAUGCCAAGAAUUGACUCUUAGAAUUGGAGCAAUCUUACUUGGACCAGAGAAUCUCCCAUCUAAGGAAGAAGCUGAGAAAUUACAACGCGAAAUAGAUGCUCAAAAUUCCGGUGUCGAUUAA